UAUAAUCACCUAUUCAUCAGAAGUUAUAAGCUCUUUGUGUGUUUUUGAAAUUCUUCACCAAACAAUAUGGAUAACUCACAAAAGAUGAGCUACCAUGCAGGAGAAGCCAAGGGUCAAGCUCAGGAGAAAUUGAGCAAUAUGAUGGAUAAGGCCGGUGAUGCAGCUCAAUCAGCUAAGGAAUCAGUGCAAGAAGUAGGACAACAAAUGAAGGCCAAAGUACAAGGAGCAGCUGAUGCUGUCAAGGAUGCAAUUAAUAAAUAA
Molecule: messenger RNA, 261 nt
Organism: Benincasa hispida (wax gourd)
Lineage: Eukaryota; Viridiplantae; Streptophyta; Magnoliopsida; Cucurbitales; Cucurbitaceae
Source: RefSeq, a predicted model, not a curated record